AUGAGACUCUCCCUCGCUGGCCUCGUCGUUCUUGCACUCGCGCUCGUACGAGCAGCCCCCAUCGAGCCAACAGAGCUUCACUCCAAAGCUGCGCAAGGCCUUCGGCUGCUCGACCUCGCAGAGGACGCCGAACCUGUCUGGAAGACCGAAGAUGAGAAGCUCGAGCUAAUGCGCGCAGGAGUCCACUUCUUCGACGUCACAGAGACCUAUGAGAUUGAACAGCAGAUUCCCAAGUCGGCCUUGCGUGCACCUGCAGCGACGUUCCCGGCGCCGUCUCAGCAAACCACCGUUACCAGAAUCAUCGCCACGCUCUCGACCGCCAACAUGCAAGCAAGCCUGACCACACUCUCCAACUUCAACAACAGAUACUACAGGUCGUCGACCGGUGCCGAUGCCAGCACAUGGAUCCUCACCACCGUCAGAUCUAUCAUUUCCGGGAAAUCAGGCAUUAGCGCUUCGAACUUCGCGCACAGCUGGGGGCAGAGCUCGACUAUCGUCAAAUUCGCCGGACGGGAUACGUCAGCGCCUGUCACUAUCCUCGGCGCACACAUGGACUCGAUCAACCUGAGCAGCCCGACCAGUGGGCGCGCGCCAGGUGCAGAUGAUGAUGGCACUGGGACCGUCAAUCUGAUUGAAACCCUUCGAGCGCUCGUUGCGGCUGGAUUUACGCCUGCAACACCUCUAGAGUUCCACUGGUACUCUGGCGAGGAAGGUGGUCUCUUAGGUUCCAAUGCUGUUGCCGCAAACUACGCCAACAACGGCGUGCGCGUCAAAGCUUUCAUGGAACUAGACAUGACCGGAUACUUCAGACCAGGCUCCACGGAAGUAGUCGCCUUGGAGGCCGAUUACAUCGAUACCGGCUUGAACAACUUCCUCAAGCAGGUGGUCACGACGUACACAAGAUUGCCUGUGACCAUGGACACCCCUUGUGGUUACGCGUGCUCGGACCAUGCGUCGUGGUUCAAGUACGGCAUCCCCACGUCGAUGCCGUUCGAGGCGGUCACGGGCAACGACAACCCCCGCAUCCACAGCAGCAGCGACACCAUCUCGCAGUCGGGCUUCUCGUGGGCUCAUUCGCUCGAGUUUGCGAAGAUCGCGGUAGCUUUCGCGGUAGAGCUGACUUCGUAG
Pleurotus ostreatus (oyster mushroom) is the source of this 1128-nucleotide messenger RNA. RefSeq lists its product as uncharacterized. Lineage: Eukaryota; Fungi; Basidiomycota; Agaricomycetes; Agaricales; Pleurotaceae. Gene Ontology annotation, molecular function: metalloexopeptidase activity. The coding region runs from base 1 to 1128 and encodes 375 amino acids. The transcript has 6 exons. Gene Ontology annotation, biological process: proteolysis. The record is from RefSeq and is a predicted model, not a curated record.